Molecule: messenger RNA, 9120 nt
Organism: Monomorium pharaonis (pharaoh ant)
Lineage: Eukaryota; Metazoa; Arthropoda; Insecta; Hymenoptera; Formicidae
Gene: htt
Product: huntingtin
Exons: 15
Coding region: 239-8911 (2890 amino acids)
Cellular component (GO): cytoplasm; nucleus
Source: RefSeq, a predicted model, not a curated record
CGCAACUCGCUCCGUCCGCUCAUUACUUCCUACGUUCCACUACGUCCUUGAUUCAUGGUUCGCGAUGACGAGCUGCAAGCAUGUAGCGAUGUAGUUUGUGACGCGUGUCUGUCACGAUCUGUCAUAGACUCGCGACCGCAAGAGACGGCAGGAUGUCGUUCGCCAGCCACACGGUCGUCAUUUGAGCAGGCGGCUUCCCCGAAGAAGCCGGUGAAGGUUUCCAUUUCCAGGCUCCAGCAUGGCUCAUCUGAACGGCGUGCUGAAGGCCGUGGAGACGCUGAACGCGCUACGGGAGUCGGACUCCCCAUUGGAUCCCGGGGCGAGGAAGGAGAAAGUAUCGUGCUGCGCGAUCAUUGUCGAAGGGAUAUGCUCGCCGACCGUCAGGCAGAACACCAAGUUCCCGCAGAUUCUCAGUGCCACCAUCGAGACGCUGCUGGCACUUUGUAACGAUGAGGAGUCCGACGUCAGAAUGGUCGCGGAUGAGUCUCUCAACAAAAUUAUAAGGGCGAUGGUUGACAGUAACAUUGUUAAGAUUCAAAUAGAAUUGUACAAUGAGAUAAAAAGAAACGGACCCGCGCGCAUCCUUAGGGCCGCACUCUGGAGAUUUGGCCUGCUGAGUCACAUGAUACGUCCUUCGAGGGGUAAAGCUUACGUGUCAAAUCUGAUCCCAUGUAUAGUGAUCAUCGCACAUCGUUCGGAGGACACUGUAAUUGAAACGUUAUCACAGUCAUUACCGUUAAUUUGUAAAGUAUUGGGACCGUUUAUGACAGACAAGGACGUGAAGAAUUUGUUGAAGGCAUUCUUUGAAAAUAUCUCCUCUCCUCAAGCAGUUUUUCGUAGGGCAGCAGCCAACAUGAUUCUAACAACAUGCAUAAAUUGCAGAAAGCCACAGUUCUUUUUAAAUUAUGUGUUGGAUUAUAUGUUAGAUCUAAUAACAUUGGGAAGAAACGCCGAGGAUCAUUCCGCUACUGUUAUAGGCGUCUUUGGAUGUUUGAGAAUGAUUUUACCUUACAUAUGUAAACCCUCGGAGAUCCAAGAUGUCGAGACACAACAGAUAGAUAGUCUAUUACACAUUUACGAAUUAUGUUUGCACUAUUCAAAAUGGCAUUCCGAUCAUAAUGUUAUAAACGCAGCUCUAGAGACCUUGGCGCAACUUCUAAAGAUGCCUCCAAAGCCUCUCGUGUCUGUUUUACUGUCAUUAGAGGGCAUAACACAAAGUAGGAUAAUAUCAAACCAAAAUACAUGCGCUCCCUCGCUGGGUCACUUGAGCAUUUCCAGCGCGAGUACCGUUCACGGUGUAAAUUCGGAUUCCAUUUUGAACUUGCACGAGCCUGACAUUCCGGAGAUUACUCCGAACGCAGAAUGGAUUGCAGAUACGCAGGAGAUGACAGUGACAGUCGCAUGUAAUCCACAACAAACACAGAACGAAUGUACGAGCGAGGUGACUCAGACGAAAGAGGAGACACUAGAGAAUUAUUGUCACUUAAAAAUUGAAACCACUGACAACGAGAUUGCGGAAGAAGGCAGUGAUGUCGGAAGUGAGAUGGAAAAAUCUGAGAGAGCGCCAUAUCCAAGUCUGCAGAGUGAACACUCGAGAGAAGAGGAUUACUCCGAGGAGAUUACUUUCUCAUGCGCUUCUCCUAAGAAAUCCUCCCUGGAGUUUGCGUUGUACGAAUCUGAUGUUGGAAAUUACACGGACGCGGAUAUGCCCGUCAAGUUUUGCUGUCGUUACCUGGUGUCAUCCUUUCUGUUGAUGGGCAAGCCUGGGCAAUUGAUAUCGGACAAGUUGUUUCGCGUUAGCGUAAAGUCUCUCGCCCUGACAUGCGUGGGUUACAUUCUCAAACUUUAUCCGCACUUGUUUACAAUGACCGUGGUCAAAGAGCCAAGCUGCAAUGAGACGGAUCAAUUGAUUGCAGACAUUUUGCUAUUUGCCAAUCACCCAGAUCCUCAGAUCAGGGGUAAUAUUGCGAUGGUGAUUGGAAUCUUUUUAAAAUCUAUAUUUGUUCAGUACGGCGGUUCUUUUCGCAACUUCAAAAUGGAGUGUCUAGCUCGGCACGGGCAUGGAAAUGUAUCAUUGGAGAACAUGAUAAAAUUACUUUUACAAGGCUUGAACGAUGAUUCCGCGACGACUUGCCGCCAAACAUUAGCUGCGUUGAAUCUCUGUUUGUCAGAUUUAUUGGAUUCCAUCGAUAACGAACAUGGUCUUACCAUCUUAACUGCGUUGCCAAAACUUAUGAAAAAUCCAUAUUUUCUCGUGAAAGUAAAAUUAGCCGACUUACUAAGCAGAUUGUCGUACAUUACAAUAGAACAUAUAACGGGACAAUCAUUAUUCCAAGAACACUUUAUCGAUGUUAUAAUAGCAUUGUUAGGCGAUCAAGACCAAAGGGUGAGACAUGCCGCGUCGGAUGCGAUUGUUAAGAGUAUUCCUUAUUUAUAUUUUCGACAUCCUCAAGAGGAUACCGUUACAAGGAAAGCCACCCAAUAUACUCGACAAUUUUUAAGCGCGGUAACAUCGUGUGUCUCGGAACUGUCGUCGUACCAAGAUAAGCAUAAGCCGUUCGUAAACACGUCCAUCAAGCCCUUUGUAUUUCUGAACCAUUACAACGGAACGAAUUAUGAUUCUAGUCUGGAAUACUCUUUGUCUCGUAUAGUUAACAUUCUAACAGAGAUACUGACGGUGCAUUCUUCAAAGUAUUUAAUAUACGGAUGUUGCGAGACUCUCUUCUAUUUGAGCGAGGCUUAUCCUACUACGAUUUACGUCAGAGGAUGGGAUUGCAUUCUACCAAAAACGUUGCUGAAGAAAUCCAAAAAGAACAGUGAUCGAUUGGAUAUCAAUGACAUCAGUUUCGUGAACGAGAUGAUUUCCUCUCCCGUAUGCAGCAGUCUUUUGUCAUUGGCGUUACCGCUGUUAACGACGUCGACUAUUAGCUUUGACUUAUCUACACAUCGACACUUGAUUCUCCUUGCCGGUAAUCUGGCUUCCGGAUUAGCCGUCUGCAAUUUCAGAAGUGGCGGUGACCCGAUGAAGCUUUGGAGUACGUGUAAGGACAAAUAUAUGGAAUCACUGUUGACACACAUCAUGCGAAUUCUCAAUAUCUUCGUCCACGUAAUCGACGAGGUGCAAUUAGUGCAGGCGAGUUCCAAGCCUGUAUUACCGUCUUUAUCCACGCAAACAUUAUCACCCAGGAAAAAAAUCAUGGAGCAAAAGUCGAAGGAAAAGGUAGAAAAGAUCAGUGGCUUGAAGGUUGGCGGAAAGGAACAAACGGGAACGUUUAUCGGCAAGCCGCACUACAUGAAGAUAUACGACAUUCUGAAGGCGGCGCAUUCCAAUUAUUCGGUUACCCUGCAGCACGAAGCCAGCGAGAUGUAUGUUUCUUUGCUGAACGCGACCCUGGACGUUCUCUCGCAGAUUCUUGAAAUCGCGUCUAUCAAUGAAGCAGGUAGAAUAGCGGAAGAAGUGUUAUGUUACCUAAAAACUACCGUCGUACUGUCACCAACGGCAACGGUUCAAUGUGUGCAGCAACUGCUCAAGUGCUUGUUCGGUACGAACGUCUGCGCGCAGUGGAGCGAGCUAGACGUGCAGAAGAAUGUGGAUCGAUGCGGCACGAUGCUGCAAGAUGAGAUCAAGGGUUUUUACAACCAGUGCUUUCAACAACCCGCCAGACAAAUGGCGAACACGAUCAAGUGCAUUGGGAAUAAUUGCAGGGGCGAAAAUGAGCCGGAUAACGGAUGGAUAGGAUUGUUGCGCAGAAAAAGCGAUCGUAAAUUUUCAUCGGUAUUUAAGACUUUAGCGCGAUCGUCAGACCAGAAAACAUCUGUCGCAUCCUUCAUUCGACUCUUCGAACCGAUGGUCAUAAAAUCUUUGAAGCAGUACACUGUCACAAGUAAUAUCGCGUUGCAAUGCCAAGUUCUAAUGCUACUAAGCCAACUGGUUCAAUUGAAGGUCAACUAUUGUUUGCUGGAUUCGGACAAAAUAUUCAUCGGAUUCGUGUUGAAACAGUUCGAAUUCAUCGAGGAAGGCCAUGUACAACAAACCGAAGAUCUAUUGCCAAAAAUGUUCAAUUUCUUGGUGCACCUAUCGUACGAGAAGAAUCACUCCAAGACAAUAAUAGGCAUACCGAAAAUAAUUCAAUUAUGCGACGGUCUGAUGGCGAGCGGACAGCCGGCGAUCUCACAUUGUAUACCCGCGCUCGCGCCUGUCAUCGAGGAUAUAUUUCUUAUUCGUAAUGGAAGUUCGAGUGUGGUCGAGCAGCGGGAGCUGGAAACAACGAGGGAUGUGCUGAUAGCCAUGUUAUUGCGUCUGGUGGAAUACUACGAGGUGGUCGAGCUUUUGGCGCUAUGUCUGGCCGAGUCUAGAUUCAGCGGGGAUGGCAAUGGUGAGGAAAAAUGGCGAAGGUGGUCCAGAUUGACGAUGGACACUGUGUUACCAAUCUUAGCCGCUGGGAAGCUCCGAAUAGAAUCUGAGAGAGCCCACGUCGCGUUGGUGAAAUUGUUCGCGGCGAUCUCGCCCACGGUCUUCCGGCCGGUGGAUCCGCUCUUAAAGAUUCUGUUCACUGCGUCGAUAUCUGCGACUGCUCCGAUUCUCAAACUGAAGCGCUGGUUAGGCAUGAUUAAUGUUGUACUGCUCUCGUUGAUUUCCUGCGCGAAGGAAGAGGCGAUGCUGGCACGUCUCUCGGAUCUCAACGCGUGCAUAUCAGACGUGUCGCAUCUGUGCUCGCCACUUCGGAGUUCCUCCUCCCGCGAAUAUGCGGAUGAUCCAUUGAACGCCUCAAGCAUUCAGUCGCGUCAAAUGUCGCCCGAGCAAGUAUUAGCCAGAUUUAUAUUCAAGGUGAUUAAUCUAGUGAGCACAAAGGUGUUCAGUCUGCUUGGCUUGAUAAAUCACAAAUCCGCAGAUCCCUUUGUCGAUUUCGCUGAUUACACAGCGGACGAUAACUACCUCAUUCAUCAGUUCGCGUUCUUCCUGCAACUAUGUAUACACAUGUUUGAGUCCGGCAGUCAUUGCAAGGUAGCGAAUGCGACGAUGCAGAUGAUUCAAGGACGCAACGUGUCCGACGAGGAGAAGUUGCUCAUCGACGAUUUGAAUUAUUUUAUGCUCAGUAUCGGGAACGUAUGCCCGACGGUGACGUGCCAAUGGGCGUAUCUGAUGAUCCUCUUGGGAUAUAACGAGAUGUCUUUCUGGUCAAGAGUGUUGGGCACUGGCAAAUCUGAUCACAUUCAAUCGAGCGAAGGGAGAACACGCGAUUGUGUUAACAGCAGUACAAACAUCCAGAUUAUUAGGAGAGGCGGUAUCAUAUUAUUCUGCGACUACAUAUGCGAGAAUCUCAACGACGUGGAACCGCUAACAUGGCUCUUGGUGAAUCAUAUAGAAGAGGCAGUAAACGUCGCUACCGAAUCACCAGUGAGAGAUCUUUUGACAACGGCGAUACACAGGAAUCCGGCGGCCAGCGGGCUAUUGGUGCAGGCCGUGGCAACUAAGUGCACGGAUUUAACACAGCCGAGUUUCAUAAAGCGUCUGCUGCAGUGCAUCGAGGGCGCGCAUCACUCGCAGAGUGGCGCGGUUAUAAUGACCCUGAUUCCAAGGCUGUUGUCCACCAAAUAUCUCGCUUUGUCAAGAAUGGCAGCGAAGAUCGCCAGCCGUCGGGUAGAGAUACUGUUGACCACCAGCGCGGAAGAUGUGAAGGAUCAAGUGUCGAAGGACGAUGUCAUGAAGAUUAUGGAUGUCCUGCAAAUCACUAAGCUAGCGAGAAAACACGGCGGCUUAGUCAGCUUGCUGAACAAGUUGGCUGUGCAAUAUUACGAUCUGUCACCACUAGAACUUGACCAGUGCAGACCAUUUAAUCCGUCCACCGUGAAGAGCGUUCAGUUGGACCGGAACUGGUUCCUCUCUCAGGUGAGAGUGCGUUGCUGCCACUCGAGUGCCGGCAACAAUCCCAUGGAAUUGGCGCAGUUAUUAAAGGACUUGGACUUCGACGAUUGCCUAAGUAUUCUGUCUUGUAAAGAGUUCAAUCUAAAGAUUCUGAAACACUGUGUGAUAUUAGGAGCCCGACUUACUAUCGAGAAGUGCCAAAAAUUGGAAUUCGGAAAAGCGCAGAGCGAGAAAGAUUUUGAUUUUAACGCUAGUCCCUUAUACGUCGCUGCCAAGCAGUGUUUGUUAGAACAUAUUCAUUAUAUCUGCGAGCUCGUACCGAAACCGCAUCAGAUCUACAAUCCGGAGGCGGAUAAUAGCAGCGGAAAAGAACUCAAGUACGCCACUAGAUUCUCCGAGUUGCUGAGUGACGCUCUGUAUUGGGAGAUCCUCUUCACGAUAAUCCCAACUGUCAAAAUUUACAUGAAAACGUUACCGAAAUUAGCCAAGUACAAUGUGGCGAAGAUCGACAUAAAAUUCGAGGAGGACAUCGCCAAGUUCUCUAUGCUAUGUCUCGAGUUGGCGCAUUGGAUGAUCUAUUCGGAUAGGAAGGGUGUCCGUAAGCUAAGGCCGCACGACAUGGAUCUCGCGUUGAGUUGCGCGGCCGAAAUCCUACGACACGCUGCUCCGAAUAAAAUUUUCGGUGAUAACGUGCGUCACACUUGGGUUUGUUCCGCAGCGAUCGCUCUGACGAAAGUCAUGGAGAGUGUUCUGACGACGGUGGAUCUUCUACCGACUGUGAGCUACCAAGCGUUGGAGCCAGCUCUCCAGGACGAGGACACGAAAGACUAUGCGCGGGCAUGCAUUCAAAUGGCAUCGAUAGUCGCUUGGCUCGAGAAGUGUCAGGCGGACGAUAGUACGAGGAAUAUUCCACCAUACCUAUUCAAUACGAUAAAAUCACUGGUCAUCAGCGUAAGUCGUCAGCCAUUGGUGAAUUCUUACGUCUUAACACCUCCGUUAGUAUGGAAACGCGGCUGUCACAUCAUUGGCUCGAGUCCUACCAAGUGUUACUUUCCGUUGAUGUCGUCCGAAUCCAAUCUUCUGCAGGAGAUAGACAUCCUGGAGCAGUUUAUCUAUCGGGUAAACUUAUUGGGUUGGACGUCUAGGUCUCAGUUUGAGGAGAUCUGGAUGGCGUUCCUGAGCGUUCUCAAUUUCCUGCAGAACGAAAACACGCCUGCGGACGAGAUUACGACUUUGAUUCAAGCAAGCAGUCUGGCGAUCCAGGCGAUAACGAGAUUACUACUGCAAACUCUAUUGCUACCGUGUCCCGGGAAUCCUGGUGCCAGCACUUUGAUUCACCAUCCAAGAGAUCCCCAGCUUUCCGUGUACAAGACCAGCUCCCAGAAGCUAUUUGCAAUACAGGAGCUGCUUCUGUGGAAGUACGAGUACAUGAAUGACGCGGAAAGUAAAAACGGUUUGAAAUUGGAUCACAUAUUCCAACGAGGCAACGUAGAGCGAACCGCGAUAUCCGACAAAUAUACAUACAGCCAAUUGUCGGUCUCUUACUUAUGGUCGUUGUGCAAUUUGUAUGAGGACAAGCUAAACGCUUCCGUUCUCGAUUUGAAGAAUAGGCGGAACGACGCCCUGAUGUCCGCCUCCCUCGAUCUAGACUCCUGCUUGCGCUUUCUGAUCGAGCAUUACACUAUCUGGACGAUACCGCAGGCUAAUACGCCUGUACAACUGUUAACAGAAAUCGUGAAGUCAAUCUUGGCGAUUUCGGAACUCUUCCUCGAGAGAUCGCAGUACCAGUGGAUGUUGGACGUAUGCCUGGAAGUCUCGAGAAUUCAUCCGACGGAAAAUGCGAUCUUGCAUCAGUACCUGACUGUCUCUGUGUGUAAAGCCGCCGCCGUUCUAACGCCUUUGGAUUUGGACACAUUGGAUAAGGUGAAGCGCAUAGUAGAUGUUAAUUUAAAGUCGGUAUUCCUGGCUUCCAGAGUAUCCGCGCUUCACGGCGUUCUGUACUUGCUACAGAGCGCGGUACUGGCCAAAUGCGAAGAGACAAUGAAUAUUAUACAUCCCCUGGCUAUUGAGUAUAUACAGAAACACAUUGACUCGCAGGAUUCAAAUAGCGUUCUAAGUCAGAGUGAAGAGCAUCAGGGAAUAAUGUGGGCUCUGGUGUUUUUCUUGUUGGAGCACGCGGAGGACACUCCGCCGGACACAGAAGCGCCGGCUGUGUUGGAAUUAGUCCUUUCUCUAGUCACAUCUCAGAAUAUCUCAUACGGUUUACAUCAAACAUUAUUGCAGGGUCUUGAGAGGCUCGUGGCGACAAAGAGCGUCGUCGGUAAGGUCGCCGAGCAGAUCGUUAAAGUCGCAAUAGAUCGAUUGAAACAACCUAGUCCCUUGUUCGCGUUACCGGCACUGCAACUUUUGCUGACGUGCAUGUACACAGAGGCGGCUGAUCGGCUGAAUCAGCCUGGUGUCGAGAAACCAUUGCCGGAUGUGGAGCCGGAGACGUUAGUCCGAUCCAUCGAACGCACCUCCGCAAUAUUCGACAAAAUUCGCAAAGGACAUUCCAUGGAAGUAGAAGUGCUGUGCACGGUUCUGUCGUGCCUCCUCGGAGAUUUUUUCCCGCCGUCGGAGAUUCUUACUAAAGUCAUAGGAGAAUUUCUGUCCCCGCAGCAACCACAUCCGAGAUUACUCUCCGCUGUUGUCUUUAAAGUCUGUGAAAAAGCAUGUACCUGCACGGAAAUGGAACUCCUUCAAGACUGGGUGGUCUUCAGUUUACCGAAUUUCAUUCAGAGCUUGCCGAUGGCGAUUUCGACUUGGUGCUUGUCCUGUUUCUUCAUAAGCGCAUCGACAAAUCAUUGGUUGAGAGCUUUAUUUCCGUAUGUUCAAUCGAGGAUAGGAAAGUACGAAUAUGAAGAUAAGAAAAUAUUAUGUAUAGCGGCUUCGGAUUUCUACCACAAACUAUCCAAAGAAUCUCAAAAGAAGGCAUUCGUCGAGACUUUCGAAGCUGCCGCGAAGGAACCUGGAACUCCAUUUAGUGAUAUUUUAGCCUCCUUUUAGAUAGACGUUGACCAUAGUGAGGAGAAAGAGAAAGAUCUUACAGAAUAUUAAACUCAGACUGUAAGAAAAAUCGAUGUACAAUCACUGGUGCGCUGGCGCGUUACGUCACACCUGUACAUUUGUAUGUAUGAUAUUUAUUUUACAUUAUGUCCCGUUAAAAGAGAGAUAUGCAACUUGUUUUGCAAUAAACAGUAUUUUUUAAACAAAAA